Xenopus laevis (African clawed frog) is the source of this 5082-nucleotide messenger RNA. RefSeq names its product meiosis-specific coiled-coil domain-containing protein MEIOC. The record is from RefSeq and is a predicted model, not a curated record. The transcript is spliced from 7 exons. Lineage: Eukaryota; Metazoa; Chordata; Amphibia; Anura; Pipidae. Bases 519 to 3026 code for a protein of 835 amino acids.
CGAUUGAUCAGCUCUGGGAGGGGAGAUGCAUGCAGGGCCGGGGCUGCUACUCACUCGCUCUCAUCCCUUUCGCUAAUCGCCUGGAACAUGUUACAACUACAACUCCCGGCAGCCCUCUCACAUCAGCUGUGACUGCAGAUAGUGCCACUUGUAUCUUAUCAUCAACUACAACCCUCUGUAUUGCUUUGUUUGCUCACAAACAUAAUCUAUAUUAGUAUCCCUCCUGCCCCCCUCAUUUAUAUUGCCCCUUAUAGAUUUAUUAUAGAAUUGUCCCAGGGCGGUUCCCAUAGUGCAGCUCUGUGUCUCUUACUGCAUGCUCAUGCCCCCACAAUGCACAGGGAUGUUUACCAGCUUUAGUGGGUGGGGAUUCCAUAGAGAAGCAUUCCCCUAACUGCAUGGCAACAGUUUGUAUAUGCCAAUCACUGAGCUGGUGUCCCAUGGCAACAGCCCUGCCCUCUGCAUAACAGGUAACUACCCCUACUGCUGCCCUCACCAUCUGGAUAUGUGCCCCCAUCAGCAUGAUGGACUGCAUGACCCAGAACAUGGACAACCCUUUACUUUCCCAGUUUAUCAGCAGAUUAAACCGCGCCGGACCCCCCUCACAAUCUAAACUGUACAGCAGCUGGUCAGUGUGUGAGGAUGACUGCUUCAAGGCAUCCAACCCGGAAUGCAGGGAAAAAAGCAUGCUUCUGAAUUUCCCUACUGAAAUCCAAGGUCAAGCAGACACAAACGAUGUACUCUCUCAUAUUCCCCAGGAGCCAAACAAAGGGGAAGCCAUGACAGACUGGGAUUUGCUGGCAAAGCUGUUCCCGCCUUUAUGGGCUUCGCACGCUGAAGACCAUAGAGAAUUCCCAAACUGUCUCCCCAACCAUUUUUCAGACAAUACCGAUUUGCCAAAUGUCGCCAAUACCCAAAAUUUUGCAGAAGAAAGCAGAUGCUUACCAGACAUGGAGAGCAUCCAGAAGGGGUUUCAAGACCUUGGGCUUCUGGAGUCUUGGAUGUCUAACACAGAAGAAUGCAGUCCACGCAUGGAGGACUUACUUAAAGACGUUUACAAUGAGAAUCCCGUCUUGCAGUUGAGUUCAGCACUUAAACAAAUCGAGGGGCCAAACAAAUCCAUGGGAGAUAACCUCAAAUAUAAGAACUAUGUCAUGAACAGCGGCAACAACUACUGCAACGCUCAGAAGAGGGUCAAGGAGUAUUCUGCUCAGGAGAAACAUGGGUGGAAAAGCGACAGAGGGAAAGGUAAGUCCCCGAAGAACAAUGGUGCCGGCCAGAGCCAUUUCUCGGUCAGCUCAAGAGACGAUUGGAGCAAAGAGAAGUAUCCUAAAACGUACGACUAUAUGAAGCCACCGUUAACCAUGAAACAGUCCACCUACAAUUACAGUCAGCCCUUCCCGAAAGAAAGAGGGUUUCCGAAUGCCGGCCCAUGGAAACCAUAUAACGAUCCUCCGGAGAACCGUUAUAAUAACUUCCCGGCAGCCGGCUCCUUUGAUUGUUAUGAGAAUUCCACUCACCGGAGUUUUACAAAGAGCCCUGAAUUUGACUCCCAUGUGAAUUCCAUUAAUCACAAUGAGAAUAUUCACCUUUCUAGCAUGGGUCCCAGAUGGUUGGAUAGGGACGCCUCAAAAAAGGCAACCAGCUCUCUCCCAUCUCCAGUGAACUCCACCUUCUCUGAUGGCUCCCCGACUCACCACUCUCGCCAAGCCAGCUAUUUUUCUCAUGUAUCUCCCACGGGACAUGCAAGCAAAGAUGGUUCUGUCCAAAUCAAUGGUUCUAGUAAGAUGCCCGCCUUUUCUAACUUUGGAGAGAAUGACCAAAGACCCAGUAAUCUUUUUGGCAACCCUUCCCCAAAGAAAGACGGUGGGAAUCGAAAAAUGCCCCCUGUUUUCCAACCUGCCUGGCCACAUCAGCAGCAAAGCCCUGUUCAGAAUAACACUGAGAAGUUUCACAGGCCCCCCAAAAAACACAGCCCACAAAAUAACGGGAAUCCUGAUAAACGGGGAAAAAGAAACUGGAAUGUCCAGGCACCACAGCAAUACAACGGCUUCCCAAGAAAGUCUGACCCCAGUGUUGGCAAUAUCUCCGACUUCAUCAACGCAUCGUUUCUUCCAUCUUUUUCCUCCGUGUCAGACUUCAAGCAGAACCCAAAUUUUCCGACGUUGAAUCCGCAAGCCUUUUCACCGCCAGGCAAUAUGACUCUGCCCCCUCCUCCUCCUCCGUUUCCCUUUUCUGAUCUUAUUGAUCUGUUCCACUAUGAAGAUCUCAAUCACCUGAAUCCAUUUCUAAGUGAAUUGUUAUGUGGAGACCUUUCCCCGCAAUACUUUGCAUUUCCCACGCCAUUUAAUCGAUAUCGGCCGCCCAGGAACCGAAGCGGACCAGCCAACGAGCUUCACAUUCAACUCGAAGAGAGCUGCGAGCAGUGGAGAGCUCUGGAAAAAGAACGCAAAAAGUCCGAGGCUGACCUUGCCCGUAAUUUCCCAGGAAGUAGAGUUUCCAGCUCUUACAGCUCCAAUAUCCCCAAGCUUCCGACAAACCCAUCCAGAGUUGACCGUCUAAUUGUCGAUCAGCUAAGAGAACAUUCUAGGGCUCUGUCUUUACUGAAAAUAAUGGAAAAAAUCCGAGGUGCGGCUCUCCAUGUGAACAUCACAUUGGCUCUGGAGCAUCAUUUGGAGGCGAUUCAUUUGACACAAGCGCGGCGCAAGGACGAGAUCGUUAAUGCAGCAAAUCGCCAGAAACAAGGAGCACCCAGAUACAAUAAUGAGAAAGAUGUGCUUGCCUUGGCAGCCGCUAUCAAAGAAAUGGUGAUAUCGACACGGAAAUCCCGAACCGCUCUGUGGUGCGCCCUGCAAAUGACGCUGGUGAAAUCUCCGUCUGGUGUUGCGGCAAGGCAAGAGGAUGUGGAGCGGGCCUUACGGGAGCUGUGCCCCAAACACACCCUGGGUGCGGAUGCCGUGAUCAGCAAAGAUAUUCAAGACGGAAAAAAAGAAAGUGGGCAGUUGCAUUUCCAGAGUCCCAAUGAAUAGGAGCUAAUGUUCCUCUCUACCACGGAAGGAAUGGAAUGUAUUGAACUGCCAUGCUAUUGGUUACACGUUGUGUUGGCCUUUAGUACAUGGCAGUUAAUGGUUUUUGUAUAUGCAUCUGCUACAGCAUUUUGUUAUGUAGUUACAGCCUUUUCGGUUGGGGGAGUACAGUAUCUCCUUACCCAAAAAAAGCAAUUGAUAUUUUUUAUUUUUUUUUGCAAGUGCUAUUGUGGUCGCGCUCUCCGUUAAACACAAAGGAGCGCAACAAACACGGUUCUGAUUGUGUCACUGUGAUCCCUGCUGCAUCACUAGGAUUCCUGACACCUUUAUAUCCAAUACAGAUUUACAUUUCUAUGUAUAUAGUUUUAUUGCCCCCACCCUUGCCAAAGAUAGCAAGUAAACGGUCACUCUCCGUUUGUCGUUUAGCAACACCGUCGAGGAUGGCUGGGUAUUCACUGCAAGCUGCCCCUGUUUAUGUUGCAUGUAAUAUAGCUUAUCAUUCUUGCUGUCUGGCACUCAAACAGUUAAUCAUUUGCUGCUAGAGGGGCGUGGUUGCUAUAAUCGGCUCACAUCAUACCAAACUUUCCGGUUGCCUAGGGUUACCACGUCACCCCUUUAAAACCGAACACAUAUGGAAUCCACAGCCUGCAUGACUAAUUCAUUUUAGCGAUGCACGGAAUCCCGGAUUCGGUUCGGGAUUUGGCCUUUCAGCAGGAAUCAGAUUCGGCCGAAUCCUUCUGCCCAGCCGUACCGAAACCUAAUUUGCAUAUGCAAAUUAGGGGUGGGGAGGGAAAUCUCGUGACUUUUUUUUGUCACAGUAAAAAAUGUUUUCCCCUUCCCACCCCUAAAUUGCUUAUGCAAUAAGUGCAUUUGGUGCAUCCCCAAAUGCACUAUUGCAUAUGCAAUAAAGGGGUGAGCUGGCAACCCUACUGUUGCCGAUAGGCAUAAUUCAGCCUGUUGCUGACCUACAGCUCCCAGCAUGCCCUGCUAGAUCGGAUUUGCUGGCUGAGGCUUCUGGGACCUGUUUUUCAGCAAAUAUCUUACAUAAGCUUACUGCAAAUACAUGGCUGUUCUCUAGGUAAUACUGUAUAUUAUAGCGCAUUAUACCCCCUAUCCUACGGGAUAACGUCUACUAAUUAUACCCCUUCCACCCCGGCCUGUGAUUUACACGGACGACUUACAAAACUCAUCACUCAGGAUUUAUCAAAUGUAAUAUUUGUCGAGGCGAAUGAAACUUUGUAUUGCGUUAUAGGUUGCACUUAAUCGAUCUAGUUAGCUGGUGAGAUAGCCGUUAAUUUAAAAGGAAAUGCGUUUUCCUGUAUUUAUUAUUCUCGUAAGGAAUUUACUAGGUUAAUCCAUGUAAAACUUCUUUUUUUUUUUGUUCCGUUACCUUUAGCAAUGUAAUAUAUACUCAGGAAAUUGUCUAUAGAUAAAUUGUGUGUGUGUGUGUGUGCACUAACAACACUAGAUAUCGGACAGGUGUAAAGUGACGUUUCACCAUCGUAGUUUUUAGAGUACCAAAGCGCUUGUUCUACCGUUUUUUUUUUUGUUUUUUUUUUGUGUCUUCUCGUGUGGCUUGGACAAUCACGUCUUCUUUGUUACUGUGAAUGUGUGGGCGGGGGGGGUCCGUACAGGGAUACGAAAUAUCUGUAGCGGUCGCAGACAGAGGGGACGGCCUUCCACAUCUCUAGAUAUAGAUUAUUGUAAUGGUGGGCUGCUGUGCCUCUGGAAGAACUACAACUCACACCGUGCACCGAUUAUGUAGGUGCUGAAUACCGGAAGCUGUAGCUCUGGAACGUGCUGCUCGGUUCCAUACGUAAUGCGUGGUACUCGUUGUUUUUGUAAUCAAAUGUAUCAUUUCAAUGUGUGGUUUUUUUUCGUUUUUUUUUUUAAAGAUUAUAUUAUGGUUUUGUUUAUUUGGUGCUAGCUUGAUAACCUUAGAAAUGAUAGUUUACAUUUAAGUUCUGUCCCUAAAUUCUAAAAGUGCUAACCACAAAUGUGCGUUUCAUGCAGAAGAGCCUUUUAUCGCCGUUUAUAAAAUCGUUUAUAUAAAGAGAUA